Messenger RNA from Mercenaria mercenaria, 446 nucleotides. RefSeq lists its product as uncharacterized. The transcript is spliced from 3 exons. Lineage: Eukaryota; Metazoa; Mollusca; Bivalvia; Venerida; Veneridae. The record is from RefSeq and is a predicted model, not a curated record. Bases 96 to 446 code for a protein of 116 amino acids.
CAAAAACUUGUCUUUCAACUCGACAACCAAAGUGAAAAAUAAACACCAAAUAAUUGAGUUCUAACUUUGAAGAAGUUUUACUUGCAACGAAUAUAAUGAACAAGAUGGUGUAUUUCGGAUGUUUGGCUCUUGCCUCAUGUAUCGGUAUGGUUCUUGGUUACGGAAGUGUUAUGACCGGUCACAAACAGUUCGCAGCAUACCCUAACAUGGCUAACGUAGGUUAUGGGUACGUUCCCUACAUGACUGGACCUUCAGGAUUCGGAGGUUUCCUUGGCCACACCGGAGGAUCGACUGGUGGUAUGGGAGGAAUCUUUGGAAACAUAAUGCAGUUGUUUAUGUUUAUCUUUGUGAUCAACAUCUUGUUCUCGAGCACUGGUCUCGGCUCUGGUGGUCUUAACAUUGGCAGGAAAUCCUCACAUCAUUCUUCUGACUACGACUUCUACUGA